Molecule: messenger RNA, 1869 nt
Organism: Annulohypoxylon maeteangense
Lineage: Eukaryota; Fungi; Ascomycota; Sordariomycetes; Xylariales; Hypoxylaceae
Product: MFS transporter
Exons: 3
Coding region: 73-1848 (591 amino acids)
Biological process (GO): transmembrane transport
Molecular function (GO): transmembrane transporter activity
Source: RefSeq, a predicted model, not a curated record
GUUCACUCUUUUUGUUUUGUUUCUUCAAUUUACUAGAUGUAGACGGUAUCUAGAGGCUAGACACUAUUAGCGAUGCGGCCCCCCGACGACACUUCUGCGACGCCUGAAAAGGUUAAUAAUCAAGAAGAGGUCAUGCAAUCUCGCCAGGAAGACUCACAAGGCGAAAAGAUUGUUCAAGGUGCUCAAGAUUUGGAGAAGAGCGAGCCUGCUGUCGAGGUAGCGACUGGUGAUGUUGAGCAGGAGUAUCCUUCGUUCUGGAAGUUGGUUCUCUUGACAAUUGCUCUCUGCAUGGCCCUGCUUGUUGUGUCAUUGGACAGCACCAUUCUUGCAACCGCCAUUCCCCGCAUCACUAACGACUUCAACUCAUUAAAUGAUGUUGCGUGGUAUGGGAGCUCGUAUCUCUUCGCCGUAUGCGCUUUCCAGUUGAUGUUCGGCAAGUUCUACAUCAUGUAUCCUGUGAAAUGGGUAUUUUUGGUCGGAAUCGUCCUGUUCGAGAUUGGUUCCCUCAUCGCUGGCGUCUCCCCUUCCUCGACCGUGCUCAUCGUAGGAAGAGCCGUUUCUGGAGUGGGCGGGGCAGGAAUCUUCGCUGGUGCUAUUAUUAUUUUAGCAACUUCGGUCCCUCUGAGACAGCGACCUAUCUAUACUGGUCUAUUGUCAAGCAUGCAUGGUAUUGCGAGUGUCGCAGGCCCCCUUCUGGGCGGCGCCUUUACGGACCAUUUAACAUGGCGUUGGUGUUUUUAUAUCAAUCUUCCGCUCGGUGGCGUCGCCGUCGCGUGCUUGAUUUUCUUCUUGCCCACUAAGCCGGCGACACAACCUGGACUGCCAUGGAAAGAGCAAAUCAAACAAUUCGACCUUCCUGGUACCUUCUUUCUGAUUCCAUCGAUUAUUUCCUUGCUCUUGGCUUUGCAAUGGGGAGGUGCUCAAUAUGCUUGGGAUAACGGGCGGAUUAUUGCCCUAUUCGUUGUUUUCGGCAUAUUGGGCAUUGUAUUUUGGGGCGUUGAAAUUUAUCAGAAAGAUCGAGCGACCGUCCCGUUGCGCAUUUUAAAGAACAAGAACAUCUUGGGUGGCGUGUGGUAUGGUGUAUGUAUAAGCGGCGCCGUGUUCGUUUUCUCAUAUUACUUGCCAAUUUGGUUCCAGGCGAUCAAGGGAGUUGAUGCUACUACAUCCGGCCUCAUGAACUUACCUAGUAUCCUCGGUCUGGUUAUCUUCGCUAUAAUUGGGGGUGGGUUAGCUACUGCGUUAGCGAUGUUCACCCCGCUACUUAUCGUUUCUUCCGCUAUCACAGCCGUUGGUGCGGGCCUCCUUAGCACUCUAAAAGUCGACUCUACCAUUGGGUAUUGGUUCGGCUACCAGGUAGUGCUUGCAGCCGGUGCUGGGAUAGGCGCCCAGAAUGUUAUGCUUGUAGCACAGGUCGCCGUUCCUUUGGAGGAUAUGGCUAUGGCCACUUCCAUCAUGACUUUUACCCAAACACUUGCUUCCUCCAUCUUCCUGGCCGUAGCUCAAACUAUUUUUCAGAAUCAAUUGAUCAAAAAUCUUACCGCUAAUGCUCCCGAUCUUAACUCCAGCACCAUUGUCAACGGUGGUGUUACCGCCAUCCGAGAUCUCGUCCCACCUGACCAGCUUCCGGCUGUUCUACAAGCUUACAACGACGCCGUAACCCAGACCUUUUAUGUUGCCGUUGCCGUCAGCGCGUUAUCUAUCUUCGGCCCUCUUUUUAUGGACUGGAUGUCCCUGAAACAGCCAGAGAAGAAAUCUGCCGAGGGGGGCCAAGAUGGGUCUUCUACCGACGAGAAGUCCGUAGAGCCACAUAUUAAGGAAAGCGAAAACGAGAUCAAGGACGGUUCAUAGGACUAUUAAUGCGAAAACCUG